Eremomyces bilateralis CBS 781.70 is the source of this 1998-nucleotide messenger RNA. RefSeq names its product Aldo/keto reductase. The coding region runs from base 459 to 1775 and encodes 438 amino acids. Gene Ontology annotation, molecular function: D-arabinose 1-dehydrogenase [NAD(P)+] activity. NCBI's taxonomy places the organism in Eukaryota, Fungi, Ascomycota, Dothideomycetes, Eremomycetales, Eremomycetaceae. Gene Ontology annotation, cellular component: cytosol. Gene Ontology annotation, biological process: dehydro-D-arabinono-1,4-lactone biosynthetic process. The transcript has a single exon. The record is from RefSeq and is a predicted model, not a curated record.
AUAAGCAGCCCAGAUGUCACGACUUUCUGUGGGGAUCUCACGGAAUUUCUCCAAUCUCCAUUAUUAAUAUUCCCGUCCUCAUAUUUGGUUCUCCCUCCCUCCUCCACCAGCCGCAUUCCGUUUAGCCAUAUCGCCAUCGCAGUCCUCCGCUAAACACAUCGGGCCCAAGAUGAGCAAAAUCCUCCGGCCGCGGCCCGUUUUCGCAGGCCUCAAUGCCAGACCCUUGCUAUCCACGGUGAAUGAAGAUUGGGGGUCCACUCUCCCAUGAUUGUUCUGGGCGAUGAAGAUUAUUAUUAACUAUAUAUUUCUUCUUCGGCCGUUGGCGAUCUCUAUUGCGAUAUAUUUCUGUGAGCGGAGCUCUAACAUGAUGUGAAUGAAGAGCGCUUCGUCGUAUUUAAUCUAUCCUUCCUCCUCAUCGCCACGAGAUCCUUAUCAUAGACCCCUCCAACCACUCAGCCAUGGCUUCGCAACCCUCAUCCCGCACGCCUCUCUCCUCGAUUCUCCCUCCCCUCAUCUUCGGAACCGCUACCUUCAACACCCAGUACAAUAAGGACCCCUAUGCGCUCGACACGAAAGGCCUCGUCAAGGAAGCCCUUGAUCACGGCGUCCGCGCCUUCGAUACCUCGCCUUACUACGGUCCCGCGGAGAUCCUCCUCGGCGCCGCGCUCGACGUGCCCGAUAUCCGCGCGCGAUAUGCUCGACGUGAAUACUUCAUCCUGACGAAAGUUGGGAGGAUCGCGGCGGAGGAAUUCGACUACAGCCCUGAGUGGGUACGAUCGUCGGUGGAUCGAUCAUUGGAGAGGCUGAAGACCGAUUACCUAGACGUGGUAUAUUGCCAUGAUGUCGAGUUCGUUAGCGAGGAGGAGGUGCUAGGGGCGGUGAAAGAGUUGCGCCGAUUAAGAGAUGAGGAGAGGAAGGUCAAAUAUAUCGGGAUCUCGGGGUAUCCGGUCGAUGUCCUUUGCUCCCUGGCCGCGAGGGUCCUCCGCGAAACGGGAGAACCACUUGAUGCGGUCAUGUCAUAUGCGAACUUCACCCUACAAAACACAUUGCUCGAAACCCAAGCCAUCCCUCUGUUGAAGCAAGCGGGCGUCGACGUCGUUCCGAACGCCAGCAUGCUUGGUAUGGGUUUAUUGCGACACGACGGCCAGCCGGAAGGCGCCCAGGGCGACUGGCACCCGUCCCCGCUCGGCCUUCGGCGGGCCGUGCAAGAUGCCAGCGACUUCUGCGAUCGACACGACGAGCGGAUCGAGGUCAUUGCGAUCCGAUACGCACUCGAGAGCUACGUGACCGUCGGAUCGAUCGUCGGGUCCAGCGGCGACCCCGCGUCGGGCGUUCCGUGGAAGGAGGAAAGCAUCGACGAUGUCGGCGGCGGGAAGUUGGGGGUCUCGGUCAUGGGCGUGAGCAAUUCAGCGGAGUUGAAGAAGACGAUGCAGGUGUGGCGAAGUAUCCUGGACGGGCUAGAAGGCGGCGAAGCGACGGCGAUGGCGGCAGGACGAUGGCGACGCGAUCACGAAUGGAGCCUCAAUCGCAAGAAAGCCGUGCAGAUCUUGGCGGACGGCGUAAAGGAGGUGAUGGAUAAGUGGCUCGACUUCACGUGGGAGAGUCCACAUAGGGAUUACGUGAAUGUCCGGGGGAAAACGACUGAGCAGGUAUACGAGGCGAAGGAGAAGUUGAGAGCGUCGGCGUUGAAACAGGUCACGGUAGCGGCCAUGUGGCCGACUCCAGCAGCGAGCCCCGAACCAGUGUCGGAGGAUCGAAGGUUUCCCUUCCGAUGAUGGCGAAUGUCGACGGUUUCAUGAUUUAUAAUGCGUUAAUACAGAGGAAUGGGACCUCAUGAAUGUCACGACGUAGCACACCGAAGGAUGCCUUGGGCAUGUGCUAAAGAGCGAGGAUUCGAAACCCUGUCGGAUCCUUUUCAGUUUGCGUACCUCGACUUUGUUUUCUUCCCCUUUUCCAAAUUCCAAUGCGUUCUACACGCCAUAAAUACCUAAGCAUAUC